This is a messenger RNA of Iphiclides podalirius (scarce swallowtail), 294 nucleotides long. The record is from the annotation of a GenBank genome assembly. Lineage: Eukaryota; Metazoa; Arthropoda; Insecta; Lepidoptera; Papilionidae.
AUGGGAGUGGAGAUAGUGGUCUGGGGGAGAGAGCACACCUGCCGGCAGUUUUUAUCAAAGCGCGCGGGAGGGCGGCGCGGGCGCGGCGUGACCGGGGCCGCUGCCGCCGCUCCUCAGUCAGUCACACGGCGACGCUCGCGCUGGCGUUACAUUCCGGUCGCCCGCAGUUCGCAGCCUGCAUUGCACUGCGACCGCGCUUCCGUUUACUAUAUCAUCGGCUUGUACUGUGACACCGCCGACCACGCGAUCAGCCCGCGUUUCAUGUUUUCGAGUGGCAGCGGCGGCGACACAAGU